This is a messenger RNA of Dipodomys spectabilis (banner-tailed kangaroo rat), 1582 nucleotides long. It is a transcript of the gene Gmpr2, whose product is annotated as guanosine monophosphate reductase 2. The transcript is spliced from 10 exons. The record is from RefSeq and is a predicted model, not a curated record. Bases 164 to 1210 code for a protein of 348 amino acids. Gene Ontology annotation, cellular component: GMP reductase complex. Gene Ontology annotation, biological process: nucleotide metabolic process. Lineage: Eukaryota; Metazoa; Chordata; Mammalia; Rodentia; Heteromyidae. Gene Ontology annotation, molecular function: GMP reductase activity.
UCCGGUUGGUUUUAGCCGGCAAUUAGCGGAACCUGUUGGCGUUGCCCGCUAGGUUUAGCAAGGCUGUAGGACACUAGUUGCUAAGCAAAGGUACCUUUGGUCAACUGCCACCUCGGCCGAGCCUACAGGAAUCCUUAGAUCCGUGGUUUCUUUAGACCCUGCCAUGCCUCAUAUCGACAAUGAUGUGAAGCUAGACUUCAAGGAUGUCCUGUUGAGGCCAAAACGAAGCACCCUUAAAUCUCGAAGUGAGGUGGAUCUCACAAGAUCCUUUUCAUUUCGGAACUCAAAGCAGACGUACACUGGUGUACCCGUUAUUGCUGCCAAUAUGGAUACUGUGGGCACCUUUGAGAUGGCAAAGGCUCUCUCUAAGUUUUCCCUCUUCACUGCUGUCCAUAAGCACUACAGCCUUGAUCAGUGGCAAGACUUUGCUAGCAAGAAUCCUGACUGCCUUGAGUAUCUGGCUGCCAGCUCAGGCACAGGCUCUUCUGAUUUUGAGCAGCUGGAACAGAUCCUAGAAGCUAUUCCCCAGGUGAAAUAUAUUUGCUUGGAUGUAGCAAAUGGCUAUUCUGAACAUUUUGUUGAAUUUGUAAAGGACGUACGGAAGCACUUCCCCCAACACACCAUCAUGGCAGGGAAUGUGGUAACAGGAGAGAUGGUGGAAGAGCUAAUCCUCUCUGGGGCUGACAUCAUCAAAGUGGGAAUUGGACCAGGUUCUGUGUGUACAACCCGGAAGAAAACGGGAGUAGGGUAUCCACAGCUCAGUGCAGUGAUGGAAUGUGCGGACGCUGCACAUGGCCUCAAAGGCCACAUCAUUUCAGAUGGAGGCUGCAGCUGCCCUGGGGAUGUGGCCAAGGCUUUUGGGGCAGGUGCUGACUUUGUGAUGCUGGGUGGCAUGCUGGCUGGACACAGUGAGUCAGGAGGUGAGCUCAUUGAGAGGGAUGGUAAGAAGUACAAGCUCUUCUAUGGAAUGAGUUCUGAAAUGGCCAUGAAGAAGUAUGCCGGUGGCGUGGCUGAGUACAGGGCCUCAGAGGGAAAGACAGUGGAAGUUCCCUUUAAAGGGGACGUAGAAUAUACUAUCCGUGACAUCCUAGGAGGGAUCCGGUCUACAUGUACCUAUGUGGGAGCAGCUAAGCUUAAAGAGUUGAGCCGGAGAACGACCUUCAUCCGAGUCACCCAGCAGGUGAAUCCAAUCUUCGGUGACACACACUAGAGCCAAGCAGUCCUGCUCUCUCAGGACAGCAGCACUCUACCACAUGGCCCUCCAAGUUGGGCUUGUUACCCAUUCCAACUAGUAUGGUAGUGUAUUACUUUAUUAGUUCCUAUCAGCUCAAUUCCUGCAGGCUCCUGCAUUAAUGCUAUAUUUCUCUGCAUACACACCCACUGGGAAGAAAGAAAACAAUCAGAAAAUAAAGACAAUCAAAUGGGAAUCAAGAGACUCAGCAUCUUGAAGAUUAUUAAGAGAAAAAAAGAUACUAAUUGAUAUAGAAAUGCUUUAACAUGGCCUUGGUCUGGAAAAGGCAGGCUUUUGUAAUCAUGUCUUCUUAAUCAUUUUCAUUAAAUGAGAUCUUCAAAUAUCUGAAAA